This is a messenger RNA of Dermatophagoides farinae (American house dust mite), 480 nucleotides long. Lineage: Eukaryota; Metazoa; Arthropoda; Arachnida; Sarcoptiformes; Pyroglyphidae. The record is from RefSeq and is a predicted model, not a curated record.
GAUAAUAAUAAUAAUAAUGCCGAUGGUCAAAGAUGUUCAACAAUGGUGGUGAAUCCAACGGUCACAUCGAUACAAUCGAUAUUACCGGUACCACCAUAUUCAUCUCCUACUAAUAGCACAAAAAUAUCAAUAACCGAAAUGAUGCCUUCAGUCACCUUAUCACCAAAUUCUAUUAUUUCAUCUUCCUCAUCAUCAUCAUCAUCAUCAUCAUCAUCAUCAUCAUCGUCUUCAUCAUCACCACCAAUGAUUAAUUCCAUAAAGAAUGGAAAUCAACAAUAUUCAAACGCAAACAAAACAAUGUCAGUAGCCAACGGUGGUGUUGGUGGUAGUAGUAGUAGUAGUGGUCAACAAAGAUCACAUUUAAAAGAUCAGAUGCCAAUAUUACAUCAACAAUUAUCGAAUAAAUUUGUUACUACAACAAACAAAACAAUUAUAUCACAUCAACAGAUUAAUAAUAACAAUAAUCAAGUCCAAUUAUAA